This is a messenger RNA of Durio zibethinus, 1500 nucleotides long. The record is from RefSeq and is a predicted model, not a curated record. Lineage: Eukaryota; Viridiplantae; Streptophyta; Magnoliopsida; Malvales; Malvaceae.
AUGGCCAUCGCCGCCGCCAUUUCCCUCUCUCUCCCACAACAAACCCGUCGUUUCUCCGUCACCAUCGCCCCGUUUCGAUCAAUUUCUUCUCUUCGUUUCGAUUCUCUCCGUUCCAAUCUUUCUCUUAAAACCCCCAACUUUCGAGUUUCCGCAUCUUCCAUGAGCAUCGGAACUCCCGAGAAAAUCUCCACGACGUCGUUUCUUGACCGAAGAGAAAGUGGAUUCCUUCACUUCGUUAAGUACCACGGCCUCGGGAACGACUUCAUUUUGGUUGAUAAUAGGGACUCGACGGAAUCGAGGAUUACGCCGGCGCAAGCGGUGAAGUUGUGCGAUAGGAACUUUGGUGUUGGAGCUGAUGGAGUGAUUUUUGCUAUGCCUGGAAUCAACGGCACUGAUUAUACUAUGAGAAUCUUUAACUCUGAUGGUAGCGAGCCUGAGAUGUGUGGUAAUGGGGUGCGGUGCUUUGCCAGAUUCAUUGCUGAGCUUGAAAGUUUACAGGGGAAGCAUAGUUUUACCGUGCAUACCGGUGCUGGUUUAAUUGUUCCAGAAAUUCAAGAUGAUGGGAAGGUUAAAGUUGAUAUGGGUGAACCAAUUCUUAAAGCAUCAGAUGUUCCUACAAAAUUACCAGCAAAUAAAGAUCAAUCUGUUGUUAAAUCAGAUCUUAAUGUAGAUGGAGUGAUUUGGAAUGUGACUUGUGUUAGUAUGGGAAAUCCACAUUGUGUAACUUUUGGCACCAAAGGAAGCCAGAAUUUGACUGUUGAUGAACUAAAUCUAGCAGCAAUUGGUCCUAAAUUUGAGCAUCAUGAAAUGUUCUCAGCUAGGACUAACACAGAAUUUGUGGAAGUUUUCUCUCGUUCACAUAUGAAAAUGCGUGUUUGGGAGCGUGGAGCAGGAGCAACACUGGCUUGUGGAACUGGAGCUUGUGCUGUGGUGGUCGCAGCUGUUCUUGAAGGACGUGCUGGGCGGAGUUGCACGGUUGAUUUGCCCGGAGGACCAUUGGAGAUUGAAUGGAGGGAGGAAGACAACCAUGUGUACAUGACAGGCCCAGCUGAAGUAGUGUUUUAUGGAGCAGUGCCACUGUGACAAAUCUAACGCUAAACCAAUUUUUCAUGAUGGAGAGAACUCAUUUACUAAAUGAAUUCUGUUGAAAUAUAAGACAAAUGGUAGGCUUUUGAAUGUGGACAUUCUUUUUGGUUCUAUGUUUAAGAAUGUCAGUGGUAUGCAUGUUUGUCCAAAAAAAAAAGGAUGGUUGUGAUUAAAUGUAAAAUUCCUACUUAAGAUCACAACGGUGAUUAGGGAUUUAAUUAAGAUUUGGAUUCAUAAAUGAUGCCUAAACUGGGAAAAAUUAAUUAACCAAAUGAAGUUCGUAAUGAAAGUUUAGAAUACGGGAAAGUUACCCAAAGUACAGAUGACAGCUCUGAUCAUCGUAGCGUCUUAAUUGAAUAGUCACGCCAAGGUGCCCCGAACUUUUUUAAAUAAAGGCCAUGUGUUCCAAUGGCU